Messenger RNA from Lycium barbarum (goji berry), 2076 nucleotides. RefSeq names its product cytochrome P450 97B2, chloroplastic. The coding region runs from base 121 to 1854 and encodes 577 amino acids. Gene Ontology annotation, molecular function: oxidoreductase activity, acting on paired donors, with incorporation or reduction of molecular oxygen; heme binding; iron ion binding. NCBI's taxonomy places the organism in Eukaryota, Viridiplantae, Streptophyta, Magnoliopsida, Solanales, Solanaceae. Gene Ontology annotation, cellular component: chloroplast. The transcript has 14 exons. The record is from RefSeq and is a predicted model, not a curated record.
UUCAAGUUUAUUGUGGGGCUAUUUAAGUAGUACUAAUACUCUUGAUUCCCUCCACUUCUGUGGUCUGUUUCACAACCUUUUCUAUCCAUCAAACACCACCAGAUAGUUGGGUUGAGAAAUAUGGCAACUGGGUUUGGGAGCAGCAACACUUGUCUUGUAUUGAAUCGACGCAGUGACUCUUGUUCCUCAAUUCUCUCCCAUUUUCCUUCUUCUCAUCCUACUCCUUUUUGGUCCACUCCAAAAAGAUCUUCAGUCAGAUGCCAGUCCACAAGCACAGAUGAACCAAAAACAAAGAUGAAUUUAUUUGACAAUGCUAGCAACCUCCUCACUAAUCUGUUGAGUGGGGGGAAAAUUGGGUCAAUGCCUAUUGCGGAAGGGGCAGUAUCUGACCUUUUCGACCGGCCACUUUUCUUCUCAUUGUAUGAUUGGUUCCUAAAGUAUGGAUCAGUCUAUAAACUUGCUUUUGGACCAAAGGCAUUUGUCGUUGUAUCAGAUCCCAUUGUUGCUAGGUAUAUUCUUCGCGAGAAUGCAUUUUCUUAUGACAAGGGGGUCCUUGCUGAAAUCUUGGAACCGAUCAUGGGAAAAGGGCUGAUACCUGCUGACCUUGAUACUUGGAAACAGAGGAGAAGAGUUAUUGCUCCUGGAUUCCACUCAUCAUACCUAGAAGCUAUGGCUAAACUAUUUACUGACUGUGCUGAUAGAACUAUGCUGAAAUUUGAUAAGCUUGUUGAACAAGAAGAGUCGGGAGGAGGGAAAACAAUUGAGUUGGAUCUGGAGGCAGAAUUCUCAAAUUUAGCACUAGAUAUUAUUGGGCUUGGUGUUUUCAAUUAUGACUUUGGUUCCAUCACUACAGAGUCUCCAGUUAUUAAGGCAGUGUAUGGUACACUUUUUGAAGCUGAGCAUCGUUCUACUUUCUACAUCCCCUAUUGGAAUAUCCCUCUGGCAAGAUGGUUAGUUCCCCGGCAGCGAAAGUUCCAAAAGGAUCUAAAGGUCAUCAAUGACUGCCUUGAUGGACUUAUACAAAAUGCAAAAGAGACCAGGCAGGAAGCAGAUGUUGAGAAGCUACAGCAAAGGGACUACUUAAAUAUUAAGGAUGCAAGUCUUUUGCGGUUUUUAGUUGAUAUGAGAGGUGUUGAUGUUGAUGAUCGUCAGCUAAGAGAUGACUUGAUGACGAUGCUGAUUGCUGGACAUGAAACAACUGCUGCUGUUCUUACGUGGGCUGUUUUCCUCCUAGCACAACAUCCAGUAAAAAUGAAGAAAGCGCAGUCAGAAAUUGAUGCAGUGCUUGGUCAGGGAAGGACAACCUAUGAGUCUCUUAAAAAAUUAGAAUAUUUGCGACUUAUUGUUGUGGAGUCUUUGCGCUUGUAUCCGCAACCUCCAUUGCUUAUUAGACGUUCCCUUAAAUCAGAUAAACUACCAGGAGGCUAUAAUGGUGACAAGGAUGGAUAUGAAAUUCCAGCUGGCACUGAUGUUUUCUUAUCUGUAUAUAAUCUUCAUAGAUCACCAUAUUUCUGGGACAAACCUAAUGAAUUUGAACCUGAGAGGUUCCUAGUACAAAAGGAAAGUCAAGGCAUUGAAGGGUGGGCAGGUUUUGAUCCAUCUAGAAGUCCUGGAGCAUUAUACCCAAAUGAGAUUAUAUCAGAUUUUGCCUUCUUGCCUUUUGGUGGGGGACCAAGAAAAUGUGUUGGUGACCAAUUUGCACUUAUGGAGUCAACCAUAGCAUUGGCAAUGUUGCUGCAAAAGUUUGAUGUGGAACUGAGAGGGUCUCCCGAGGAUGUAGAACUCGUGACGGGGGCAACUAUUCACACGAAAACUGGCUUGUGGUGCAAAUUGAAGAAGAGAUCAAAUGUUUGAAGAUCUCCAGCUUAUGGAUAAUAAUAUCCUAUCACAAUCAACAAUUCUGGUAUAUUCUAUGAGGAAGAGAAUCCAUAACAGCAGCGAAGGAAAUCACCCAAGAGUUCUAUUUUCUUUUAUAAUGAUUGUAGGAGGGAACAGCUUGCAUCUAAUUAGAUGCCACCUUUCACUCAUAUGCUUAAAUCCAUUUUAAAUAGACUGAAUGAAAAUUUUGUGCCAAAA